Molecule: messenger RNA, 2709 nt
Organism: Erigeron canadensis
Lineage: Eukaryota; Viridiplantae; Streptophyta; Magnoliopsida; Asterales; Asteraceae
Product: sphingoid long-chain bases kinase 1
Exons: 9
Coding region: 181-2418 (745 amino acids)
Biological process (GO): sphingosine biosynthetic process
Cellular component (GO): cytoplasm; intracellular membrane-bounded organelle; membrane
Molecular function (GO): kinase activity
Source: RefSeq, a predicted model, not a curated record
CACACUGUAUAUAUAUAUAACAUAUUUUGUAUCUGUAUAUUGAUUGGUGGCCACUGAGUGUUAAUUCUGUAUCUAUACAUCUAUUUGAACAAUUCAACUGGCGAUCGCAUCAUUUUUGCUAAGGCUACAUAUCGAUUGCCACUGUCCUUUGCAUUCCGUUCUUUUUGCGUUGUAAGCGGCAUGCAGAACAGUGGCAGUCUUCCCAAGAGCAAUUCUCUAAGAACCCCUCAACAGUCACUUCUCCGUCUCAACUUUUGCUCUCAGAUAGCAACGGGUCAGCAAACAUCCCCAGUUGUGUUUCCAGAAAAACGUACCAAGGGAAAGCUUUCAAAACGAACUGAUGUCACUGCCAGCAGUGAUGAUUCCAAGAAAUCAAAGAGGGAGGACCACAGGAUUGAUAUUGGAGAUGAGGAAUCCGACUUGCUUGGAUAUGAAGUCAUUUCUGGAAAGCUAGUUUUGGAUAAGAGAAAGACCAUAAAAGCUACUGAUACACAAAGCUCAACAGAAACUGCACACUUGGAUACCGUUGAUGCUAAACUAACUAGCAGGGCAUUGGUUUGGGGCUCUCAUGUGUUAAGUCUUGAUGAUGUUAUUUCAGUGUCCUACAAUUAUGGUAUGAGGCGUUUUAUAGUGCAUGCUUACCCUAUAAAAAAGCCCACGUAUUGCUUCUCGAAAUCCAGCAGAAGCAGGAAGGAUUUUUGCUUCUUGGCAUCUACUCCAGAGGAAGCUACCCAAUGGGUUACAGGGUUUGCAGAUCAGCAUUGUUUUGUGAAUUGCUCUCCUCAUCCUUUGCUCUCUUCAAAGAAGCAGGAUUCUGAAAUUCUUGCUCUUGAUUUUUCAUAUACACACAUUAAAAGCAAAAGUCCACCUCGAAUGCUUGUCAUCCUAAAUCCCCGCUCUGGACGUGGUCGUUCAAGCAAGGUUUUCCAUAAUUUGGUUGAACCUAUAUUUAAGCUUGCUGGGUUUAAGCUGGAGGUAGUUAAGACAACUUCUGCUGGCCAUGCUAGAAAACUGGCUUUGAGUGUUGAUUUUAGCACGUGUCCAGAUGGGAUUAUAUGUGUCGGAGGCGAUGGAAUUGUCAACGAGGUUCUGAACGGUCUUCUUUGCAGAGACAACCAGAAAGAAGCAAUUUCAGUCCCAAUUGGUAUUAUACCUGCUGGCUCCGACAAUUCUUUAGUCUGGACUGUUCUUGGGGUUAAGGAUCCAGUUUCUGCUGCACUAGCUAUAGUGAAGGGAGGUCUGACAGCUACAGAUGUAUUUGCCGUUGAAUGGAUUCAAACAGGUGUUAUUCAUUUUGGAAUGACAGUUUCAUAUUUCGGUUUUGUUAGUGACGUGUUGGAACUUUCUGAUAGAUAUCAGAAAAGGUUUGGUCCUCUUCGUUAUUUUGUUGCCGGUGUCCUCAAAUUCUUAUGCUUACCAAAAUAUAGCUAUGAACUCGAAUAUCUACCAGCAUCCAAAGAAAAAAAUGAUCUAGAAAGACAAGCCUUGGCUGACAAAGAUGUAGUCGAUAUGUCAGACUUGUAUACAGAUGUCAUGAGGAGAUCGGAUGGCAUUCCGAGAGCCUCUAGUUUAUCAAGCAUCGACUCUAUAAUGACUCCGGGCCGGUCUGCAGCUGAGAUGGAUAAUACAACCUGUAGUAGCACCGAGCCAUCAGAUUACGUGCGGGCCAUAGAUCCAAAAUCAAAACGUCUUUCGAGUGGAAGAAGCAAUGUGACAUCAGAACCAGAAGUUAUCCAUCCUCAACCACUUUCAUCAACUUUAAAUUGGCCAAGGACACGGUCCAAAUCACGGACAGAUAAAGGGUGGAGUGGCUUGACAUCUUCACAGGAUCCCACUAGAUCUUCGUGGGGAAACUUGGGAGCAAAUGAUAAAGAGGAUAUAUCAUCAACAAUGUCGGAUCCGGGUCCAAUCUGGGAUGCAGAACCAAAGUGGGAUUCAGAACCUAAUUGGGAAAUGGAAAAUCCAAUCGAGUUACCAGGCCCACCUGAUGAUGUUGAAAGUGGAGAGAUGAAGGAAAUCGGGGUUAGAUUGGAAGAAAAUUGGGUGGUUAAGAAAGGGAAGUUUCUUGGUAUUUUGGUUUGUAACCAUUCUUGUAAAACUGUUCAAAGUUUGAGUUCUCAAGUGGUGGCACCAAAAGCAGAACAUGAUGACAACACUAUGGAUUUGUUGUUGGUUCAUGGAAGUGGAAGGCUAAGGCUGUUAAGAUUCUUCUUGCUUCUACAGAUGGGCCGACACCUUUCUCUUCCUUAUGUUGAAUAUGUGAAGGUCAAAUCAGUGAAGUUGAAGCCAGGAAAAAGCACACACAACGGAUGUGGAAUCGAUGGUGAACUUUUUCGAGUAUCUGGUCAAGUGGUCUCAUCUUUACUUCCAGAACAAUGCAGGCUCAUUGGCCGCCCUCCAGGCAACAAUGUGAAAUAACCAUCUAGCCCUCCAUAUCUGGAUCUGGACGAUUACCGUAAUCACACCAUAUUACUGUUACAUAUCUGAGGACUGAGGUCAUUGUAUUAUUUGAUCCUUUUUCCCUGUCUCCGGCUUGAUUUCUUGCUUUUUCUCGUUAAUAGCGUUUCCGAUCUUAUAUAUAUGCAUAUACUUUGUAUCUAUUAGAGCUUAGAGUGCAAUCUUUUUAUGGAUGGAAACAGUAUUUUGGAGUUGAUUUGAAUUAGUAGAUGUGUAUUGUGUAAAGUAUACAUUUCUGACUUCUUGUCUUCA